Cucurbita pepo subsp. pepo (vegetable marrow) is the source of this 2225-nucleotide messenger RNA. Its product is annotated as 26S rRNA (cytosine-C(5))-methyltransferase NOP2B. Lineage: Eukaryota; Viridiplantae; Streptophyta; Magnoliopsida; Cucurbitales; Cucurbitaceae. Gene Ontology annotation, biological process: maturation of LSU-rRNA; rRNA base methylation. The record is from RefSeq and is a predicted model, not a curated record. Gene Ontology annotation, molecular function: rRNA (cytosine-C5-)-methyltransferase activity; RNA binding. Gene Ontology annotation, cellular component: nucleolus.
UGUCUCUUAUAUCUUCCGUAGCUCAAAUUGGUUGCUCCGGUGGAUUUUCAUUCAGACAAAAAAUUUCAGCUAUCUUUGCUGAAUUCAGCAGCUUCCAAUGGCUGCCGCGAAGUUCAACAAGAAGAAGGCUGUGAAACGGGACGACCUUCCAUUGAAAGGGAAGAAGAAGGACGAGCUCUUCACACGUAAACGUUCUCAGGAGGAAGAUGAUGAUUCUGAGGUUUCGGAUGGUCUGGAUAUGGAAGAAGUAGAGAAUGGAGUGCUUGAUGGUGAUGAAGAAGGAUCGGAGUCUGGUUCUGAAGUUUCUUCUGAUGGUGAUGAUCCUUUGGCCGAUGAUUUCCUGCAAGGAAGUGACGACGAAGAGAAUGGUUCAGGCUCGGAUUCAGGUUCUGAUUCAGAUGAAGACAUCGAAAACAAGUCGAGAAUCAUCGAUGAAGAGAGGGCGAGGGAAGAAAAAGAUGCUGCGGAUGAAAUGCAGCUCAAUAUUAAAGAAGAAUCCGAUGAGUUCAGAUUACCUACCAAGGAGGAACUUGAAGAAGAGGCGCUUGGACCUCCCGACCUUUCAAAUUUACAACGGCGUAUAAGAGAGAUUGUUCGAGUUCUUACGAAUUUCAAGGCUUUGAGGCAGGAGGGAGCAACCCGUAAGGAUUAUGUUGAACAACUUAAGAAAGAUCUUUGUUCAUAUUAUGGGUAUAACGAAUUUCUUAUUGGGGUGCUAGUUGAGAUGUUUCCAGUUGUUGAGCUAAUGGAACUUAUUGAAGCCUUUGAAAAGCCUAGACCAAUAUGUUUGCGUACUAACACCUUAAAGACGAGAAGGCGGGAUCUGGCAGAUGUUCUGAUUAACAGAGGUGUUAACCUAGAUCCUUUAAGCAAGUGGUCAAAGGUUGGACUUGUUGUAUAUGAUUCCCAAGUGCCAAUCGGAGCGACUCCGGAAUAUAUGGCUGGUUUUUACAUGCUACAAGGUGCAAGCUCCUUUCUGCCUGUGAUGGCCCUUGCUCCUCAGGAAAAAGAACGAAUCAUUGACAUGGCGGCAGCACCUGGUGGUAAAACUACAUACAUAGCGGCACUAAUGAAAAAUAGUGGAUUAAUAUUUGCAAAUGAGAUGAAAGCACCAAGACUGAAGUCACUCACUGCAAAUUUACAGCGGAUGGGUGUGACAAAUACUGUUGUCUGCAACUAUGAUGGGAAGGAGCUCCCGAAAGUAUUAGGCAAGAACACGGCCGAUAGAGUUCUGUUAGAUGCCCCUUGCAGUGGAUCUGGAGUUGUAUCUAAGGACGAAUCUGUUAAAACCUCAAAAAGCUUGGAAGAAAUCCAGAAAUGUGCUCAGUUGCAAAAGCAACUUAUACUCGCUGCAAUCGACAUGGUCGAUUCAAAUUCAAAAUCUGGGGGAUAUGUUGUGUACUCCACAUGCUCCAUCAUGGUUGAUGAGAACGAAGCAGUUGUUGACUAUGCACUUAAAAAGAGGGAUGUGAAACUUGUGCCAUGUGGCCUUGAUUUCGGACGUCCCGGGUUUAUUCGGUUCAGGGAGAAACGUUUUCACCCAUCUUUAGAGAAGACGAGACGUUUCUACCCCCAUGUCCACAACAUGGAUGGAUUUUUCGUGGCAAAGUUGCAGAAAAUGAGCAACAAGAUUCCAACUGCUCAAUCUUCAGAAUUAUUGGAAGAGACCGUGGAAGAAGAUAGCGAGUCAGAGAAGAGCGGAAAUGAAAAGGAUGACGGCGAAUGUCUCCACCCGAAAGUUAGCGACGAGAGAAAGAGGAAGAAGGUUUCGAAAAACCACGACAAUGAAAAUGGCGAAGAAGAAUCCAAGCCCGCUGUCGAAAAGAGGAAGAAGAGAAAAUUUCCUUCAAGAGAGGAAAUCUCAAAAGCUAGGGAGGAAAAACGACAAGCUUUAAGGGAAAAGAAAACUGGGAGCAAGAAAGAGUAAAACCCUGAAAUCCAAUCAUUUGAGCGAUGAAAAACGACAAGCUUUGAGGGAUACGAAAACUGGGAGCAAGGAGAAGUAAAACCCAUAAUCCAAUCAUUUGAGGUACGUGUUAAGGAUCGAAUAGUCGAUAUACGAGGUAAAUCGAGCCACUAGAAGCCUGAUUCAACUGUGGAAAGAAAAUAUAGUAGUUCUUGUAUGAAAUGCCCAAUUUUGUUAGCUAAGAUUAUUCAUGUAGGAUCUUAUUGUCACACAUUUGCUUUAUAAUUUAUAUUUUUAUGAUGAAAUUUUCAUUCUUUUA